This is a messenger RNA of Acipenser ruthenus (sterlet), 626 nucleotides long. Its product is annotated as phospholipase A2-like. NCBI's taxonomy places the organism in Eukaryota, Metazoa, Chordata, Actinopteri, Acipenseriformes, Acipenseridae. Gene Ontology annotation, molecular function: phospholipid binding; calcium ion binding. The transcript is spliced from 4 exons. The coding region runs from base 45 to 491 and encodes 148 amino acids. The record is from RefSeq and is a predicted model, not a curated record. Gene Ontology annotation, biological process: phospholipid metabolic process; arachidonate secretion; lipid catabolic process.
CUGAACUCACCCGGGUAUCCUGGAAGCUACUGCAAACAGACAGCAUGCGAUCCUUCUUUCUCCUGGUCACCCUGCUUUGUGUCGGCGCGGCGCAGGCACAGUUAAUACCCAGCGCGGUCUGGCAAUUCAGGAACAUGAUCAUCUGUGUAAUGCCCUCCAGCUGGCCCCUCCUCGAUUACAACAACUACGGCUGCUACUGCGGGUUCGGGGGCUCUGGGACCCCCGUGGAUGAGCUGGACAGGUGCUGCCAGGUUCACGACAGCUGCUACAACGAGGCUCUGCAGCACAAGGACUGCUGGCCGAUAUUCGACAACCCGUACACCGAGAUCUACUCCUACACCUGCCGCGAAGCCACUGUCACCUGCAGCCCCAAGAACAACCCCUGUGAAGCCUUCAUCUGUGAGUGUGACAGGCAGGCAGCCAUGUGCUUCUCCACAGCCGAGUACAAUGAGGAGAACCAUGGGAUUCCCAGCAGGCUCUGCAAGGACUGAAUACAGCCAGCCAGCAACCUUUAAUAAAGCAAGGAAUGAUUCCCUGAGCAAGCCCUGCCUGAUGUCUCUCAUUGAACUGCUCUCUGUCUCUCUGUCUCUCUCUCUCUCAUGAAAUAAACAGAAUGAUAUUCGUGA